Messenger RNA from Lachancea sp. 'fantastica', 255 nucleotides. The record is from the annotation of a GenBank genome assembly. Lineage: Eukaryota; Fungi; Ascomycota; Saccharomycetes; Saccharomycetales; Saccharomycetaceae.
AUGAGAGGAGGGCCAAGAAGUAUUGAAGAGCUCCUGUACCAAAAACUGCUAGAAAGCCCCGGCUUUCAUCGUUUUGUUCGUCGAGUUUACUACAAGAUCAAUGGACUUCAAGAACCGUUGAAAAAUGAUACGAUUUCUGUUUCGGCAGACCAGGUUUUCAGGCCUACUAAAGCACAGAAGUUUAAAGCUUACCGUAUGCUCUUUUGGGAUGAGAUGAGAUCAGUUUUCGGCCUACAAAGGCGUUUUAACAACUAG